Tigriopus californicus is the source of this 1099-nucleotide messenger RNA. RefSeq lists its product as uncharacterized. The transcript is spliced from 3 exons. NCBI's taxonomy places the organism in Eukaryota, Metazoa, Arthropoda, Copepoda, Harpacticoida, Harpacticidae. Bases 192 to 998 code for a protein of 268 amino acids. The record is from RefSeq and is a predicted model, not a curated record.
AGCCUGCUGGCUAAUGUUCUAAUCCAGACCUAAACGUCAUACUUUAGCAGGAUGCCUAUGGGCUAGAAGUGAGUCAUGGGACCCCAAGAACGGGAUUGUUUCAACGUAAUUUCGGCAGACUCUUCUCAGUUUGGCUCAAAACCCAAAGCAACACAGCUUGUCCGGAUAGGAGGUCUGUAAACCGAAAGAACAUGAAUCAGCGGGUAACUGGCCGCCCCGGCACUUCAUCGUCUCGAUUGCAUUGGGAAGAGGUGCCUUGGGCCGAGCAAGUCAUUCCGCCCCGAGCUCAAGAGCCUCAGAGACCGACCGAAGGGGUCGCUUUGGAUUCGUCUCCGUCUUCUAGUUCCUCGGGCCUCUCGCCUUCCCCACCCUCUUCGCCGGCCCGGUCCACUCUCUCGGAGUCCCCGGCCCGCCGAGACGGGUUACCCCGAGGGCCAAAGAAAAAGCGUCGAGGCGGGCGUGGGCGAGGCGCUCCGUCCGACCAGAGUCGAGAAUGGGAGGGCCAACCUUUGGGACUGGUUUGGUGCCUGCAAUCAUUCGAAACCACCCAAGAGCCGCACACGUCGGGACAACGAACUGUAUGGGAUGAGCAUUCGGUCAUGCAUGUGAAUGAAUCCAGUUUGACCGUGGAUGAACCCGAAACGAAUGCCAGUCCAGCAUUACCCGAGGCCGAGCCAGGUCCUUCGGGGCUAGCCCAUACGCCAUCCAAACGAAGUAAACGACGAGGUCGAGUCAAAAGCCGGAAAGGCAAAGCAGGUGGACGACAUCAAGCCAAAAAUGGUGGUCAUCCGUUGGACGGUGAAGAAUGCGCGUCCGAUGAACUCAGUAUUGAUAGUUCGCCCGAAACCUACCGGCGUUUGCGACGAGACCAAGCGGCAGCCGAAGCUUCGGCCCUUGCCAAUUCGAAGGCGGGUUCGCCGGGUUCGCCGGGUUCCCCCGCCAACCAUCCAACGGAUGAACCCGUGCGUGACGACGAUCGGUUGACGCGCUCACCGUGAUCAUUUCAAACUCACUGGCCACCAAUGAGAGAGACACAAUGUUAAAUAUGGGUGUGUUUGCGUCAUUUCAGCGUAAUUGAAAUACAGCCUGGUAAUUGCUA